Suillus subalutaceus is the source of this 798-nucleotide messenger RNA. RefSeq lists its product as uncharacterized. The record is from RefSeq and is a predicted model, not a curated record. NCBI's taxonomy places the organism in Eukaryota, Fungi, Basidiomycota, Agaricomycetes, Boletales, Suillaceae. Bases 1 to 798 code for a protein of 265 amino acids. The transcript is spliced from 5 exons.
AUGGCCAAACGUGCCGCAUCCAAUGAUGGUGCACCUACCUCGAAGCGUAUCAGAAUUGAUGACAGGAAUCAGACAACACCACUAGCGGAUAAACAUGCAUGGGCAAUCUUGGAGCAGUUCCUUACCACGGACAUGACGUACCCUCAGAUGGAAGAAGCUCUACUAUCGUACCUCAGCGAUCGAUAUUCCGCAGAUGAUUGGAAGGAAUCCCGAGACGCAUUAUUUUCCGGUGACGAUGAUGACAAGCUUGCCUUGGCAAACCUUCGUGCUGUCAAGGCAAAGCACAUACAUCCAGCCUCAUCCGCUCCCAAGGAUUCUUCCAUGGCCGACAGGCGAUCGACCAGUGCACACAUUCAAAGUUCACGUAGACGAGCCAGAUUGAAAAAUCCCUACCUUGAUCUGGCUGCAGAGGACAACAACAACAACAAGGAUGAUGAUGAGGAGGGGGGGGGGAGGGGGAGGAGGAGGAGGAGGAGGACAACCACAAUAAACCCUCAGAGUCCUGGAAGAUUCGAAGGCACACAACCUAGCUCAUCACAAGAUCAUCAGACUAUUCCCACCUCAAUAUCUGGCCUCAUCCCUUUAGCUGGAUUGCAGGACGGGAAGAUGUAUCAUCUCCAUGUUGAACGGAAUGUCACAGAUUAUAUUGCUGCACACCUUUGGAGGAAAAAAUUUGCCGUCAAGGUGUUAGCUUGGUUAGCUGGCCAGCUGUAUGUGGUGGCAGACAGCCCUAAAACCAUCGCAGAUUCGCUUCCUUUCUCGCUCUACCUCACCAUUGUGGGUAACACAACAAAGUGA